Messenger RNA from Pseudocercospora fijiensis CIRAD86, 999 nucleotides. RefSeq lists its product as uncharacterized. NCBI's taxonomy places the organism in Eukaryota, Fungi, Ascomycota, Dothideomycetes, Mycosphaerellales, Mycosphaerellaceae. The coding region runs from base 1 to 999 and encodes 332 amino acids. The transcript has a single exon. The record is from RefSeq and is a predicted model, not a curated record.
AUGGCGGUGUCGUCGAAGAUAGAAGCCAAGACGCCGCAAGUGUCAGACACCAAUAUACAGCCAUUCCUCCAGCCAGACUUCGAUCCUGCCGAAUACCUCAAUGCCGCCCUGCCUACACUUUCUACAACCUCGGGGAAAAGUGCACCAUCACUCCCAUUACCCGAGCUAUCAUCGCAACUACAGACACUGCUGAAUCAGCUGAACGCGCAGACAACACGUCUAUCGCAAAGUCUUACACAGUUGACGGAUGACAUCAUCCGCAGUGGCAGUAGAUUGGCAUAUGAAGUGGAAGUGCUCAAAGGCGAGACAGUGAGCCUUGCGGACACCUUCCAGAAUGGGCUGAGGAAAGACAUUGAGCAAUUUGUGCCGCCAAGUACGAAUCAGUCAGAAGAGGAAGGCUCGGGCGCUGAAGCAGAAGAAAAUGUCAAAGCCAAGGAGAAGUCUCAAGAACCAGAGUUCCUCGUGCGCCUUCGCACCUUGACCACAGUACGAGAGCGCCUAGAUACCGUCAUCAAGACCUUUGGCUCUGCCAUGCAGUGGCCACUAGCCCCUUCCGAGCUCUCACUCGCUUCGUCACUCAUCUCAGUCUCAGCACCGGAAAGCAACGAUGACAGCCGAAGUCGCGAAGAAAAAGGCAAAGAGUACACAGAGAAGCUUCGUACCGAGAUCAGCGACUUACUGGCCACUGGCGCAGAAGGCGUGGAAACUGCCAAUGCGCGUGUCUCGGACCUUCGAGCACUGGCAGACGUGUGGAAAGGAACGGCAGAGGAGAAAGCGCGGCUGAAGCUGGUGGACUCUUUGCAAAAGCUCGUGGAUGACAGACAGAAGACACUAGGCAGAUCUGAUACGACGGCACACAAGCCUGGAAUAUCGCCAGCGCGCGCCAUGGACUACAGAUACGGUGCUGCGGAUCCAACUCGAAUACCGGAAGGAGGAAGCGGCUAUGGAUUUUUGCAGAAUCUACGGAAUCUGAAGAAUGAAGUCUACCUUGAUGGCUGA